Leucoraja erinaceus (little skate) is the source of this 1895-nucleotide messenger RNA. It is a transcript of the gene riok1, whose product is annotated as RIO kinase 1 (yeast). Gene Ontology annotation, molecular function: ATP binding; protein serine/threonine kinase activity. Gene Ontology annotation, biological process: maturation of SSU-rRNA. Gene Ontology annotation, cellular component: preribosome, small subunit precursor; cytosol. The record is from RefSeq and is a predicted model, not a curated record. Lineage: Eukaryota; Metazoa; Chordata; Chondrichthyes; Rajiformes; Rajidae.
UUGGUGAGCGGCGCGGCUGCCGUUGCCGUGGCCGUGGCCGUUGCCGAGCACGGGGCGUUGAGGGCCGGCGGUUGGCAGUUGGCGAUGAUCGCGCGCGGUUGCCGGGGAGAUGCGCUGGUCCCGGGACAGUUCGACGACGCCGAGUCGGGCGAGAGUGAUGAGAAAACACAAGAGGAAGUUGGAAAGACAGAGAAGAAGAUUGCGAUUCCGCAACUGAAUAACUCAGAUGAAGAGGAAUUUCAUGAGAGUGAUGAUGGUGAAGAUUGGGACUGGGAGUCUUAUGAUGGAGACCUCACCAAACGUUAUACUGCCUCGAAGAACAAAAGCCAACAGGCAAAUAGACAAGUUUCCUUUAAUUCAGUAAAGAUGUACGCACCUCCAGACAAGGCUUUGAGAAAAUUUGAACAUAAAAUUAAUCUUGAUAAACUAAAUUUUCCUGAUUCUGUGAUAAACAGAGUAACUGAGAAGUCGAGGCAGAAACAGACAAAUAUGUAUCGAGUUAAAGAUAAAUCUGACCGAGCUACAGUGGAACAGGUUUUGGAUCCAAGAACUCGAAUGAUUCUGUUUAAAAUGCUGAGCAGAGGAGUGAUCUCUCAAAUCCAUGGAUGUAUCAGCACAGGCAAAGAGGCAAAUGUAUAUCAUGCAACUGCAAACAGUGGAGAAAGCAGAGCUAUAAAGAUCUACAAAACGUCAAUCCUAAUAUUUAAAGAUCGUGAUAAAUAUGUUAGUGGUGAAUUCAGAUUUCGCCAUGGCUACUGCAAAGGAAAUCCAAGAAAAAUGGUGAGGACCUGGGCAGAAAAGGAAAUGAGGAAUUUGAUCAGGUUGCAGACAGCAAAAAUACCUUGCCCAGAGCCAAUUAUGCUCAGGAGUCAUGUGCUUGUUAUGGGUUUUAUUGGUAAAGAUGACAUGCCAGCACCCCUGUUGAAGAAUGCUCAUUUGUCUGAAUCCAAGGCCAGGGAGCUUUAUUUUAUUAUCAUUCAAUAUAUGCGAAGAAUGUACAAGGACGCCAGGCUGGUUCAUGCUGACCUCAGUGAAUUUAAUCUGUUGUACCACGAUGGGGGAAUUUAUAUCAUUGAUGUAUCCCAGUCAGUGGAACACGAUCAUCCAUGUGCUUUGGAGUUUCUCCGAAAAGACUGUCUCAAUAUUAAUGAAUUUUUCCGUAAACACGACGUUGCUGUGAUGACUGUUCGAGAGCUCUUUGAAUUUGUCACAGAUCCUUCAAUUGCAGAAGAUAACCUUGAUGCUUACCUAGAAAAGGCAAUGGAAUUAUCUGCGAAUAGAACAGAGGAGGAACGAUCCAACCAAGACAAAGUAGAUGAAGAGGUGUUCAAAAGGGCCUACAUUCCCAGGACGCUAAAUGAAGUGAAAGAUUAUGAACGAGAUGUUGAUAUCAUGACAAAGUUUAAGGAAGAGAAUAUUUUAGAUAGACAGCAUGACAAUAUUCUGUACCAAACAGUAACAGGAAUGACGAAGGACUUGACGGGUGUACAACGGGUACCUGCUCUUCUUGAGAAUUCAGAAGAAAGUGAUGAAACAUCUAAUUCUGAACAAGAUGACUCUGAUUCGGAGCUUAAUUCUGAAGAAGGAGAAAAGACCCAUCCUAAAAAACACGUUCAGGAAGAUGAAACUGACAGAAAGGAUAAAAAACGAUUGGUUAAAGAAGCCCAGCGAGAAAAACGAAAAAACAAAGUGCGUAAACAUGUCAAGAAAAGAAAAGAAAAGGUUGCUAAAAAGAAGAAAGGGAGGGCUUAGAUAUUUGAACGACUUUGUAUUGAGUCAGCUGGUGUUUGUUCAUUGACAGCCAUCAUAAGAUUAUGUAAUGAGGAAUUCCCCAACUUGGUUCAUCUGUCCAAGGAGAUUGUAAAGUUUAAAAUAAUAAAUAAUUUUGAAUGAAA